AUGAAUAUUUUAGUUUACAACGGCCCAGGUACAACACCUGGGUCAGUAAGGCAUGCAGUUGAGACGUUUCGUCAGUUUCUAGAGCCUUAUUAUGCAAUUAAUGUUGCCUCGCCAAAGGUUCUAGAAACUGAACCUUGGAUAACCAAGACCGCUGCCAUUGUCUUCCCAGGUGGUGCUGAUUUACCGUAUGUGAGAGAGUGUAGACCAUUCAUGAAUAAAAUAAGAGAUUAUAUCUAUAAGUCUGGCGGAUUAUACAUUGGCUUCUGCGCUGGUGGAUAUUUUGGCUCAAAGAGAGUUGAAUUUUGCCAAGGCAUUCCAAACAUGGAGGUUACUGGUGGAAGAGAUCUACAGUUUUUCCCUGGAAUAGCAAGAGGGCCUGCUUAUGGAACCUACAAGUAUAAUAGUGAAGAAGGAGCCUGCGCUGCAAAACUUCUAGUUAAUAAUGGCAAUGUGGUGUACAAUUAUUUUAAUGGUGGAGCCGUCUUUGUUGAUGCAGAUAAAUGUGAUAAUGUAGAAGUUUUAGCUCAUUAUAGUGACAGUACCUCUGUUUCCUUUUCAGAUAGUGUACCGUUUCAUGGAAAACCUGCAGCAGUAGUGCUUUGUGAAGUAGGAAGAGGGAAAGCACUACUUACUGGAGCUCAUCCAGAGUUUACACCUAAAAUAAUGGAACAAUCGCAAGAGUCGGGCCACCUAUCUCAGGCUAUAUUACAAGUUCUUAAAGAUAAUGACAAGCAGCGAUUGCAGUUUUUGCAAUAUAUCUUCUCAAAAGCUGGCCUACAUUGUAAUGAUAGUUUUGGUGAAAAUAAAAGACCUGAUUUGACGCCACUAUUGGUAUGUUCAAGAGAUAAAAGUAAGGUCGAUACAUUUAAAGAUAUGAUAGUACAGAAUAUGAAGGACUUGGUCGAAGUCGACGGCCGUAGUGAGACAUCGGGAGAAAGUAAUACGUUCAAAUUUUACGAAGGAUUCAAUAGUCAAUACGCUGUUGUUACUAAUAGUUUAAGAGGCAUUGAUCCUGAAAAUGCUCCUGUAAGUAUAAUAUUUCCUAGUGUCGAUGAGGGGCUACCAGACAAGUCUUUUAUUUCACACUUUGAUGUCCAGAAGUAUUUUAAGCAUUUGCACUCUCAAAAUUCGUUGGGGUCACUGCUGCUUUAUGGGGACGUUGUGACUUCAACAAGCUCUAUGCUGAACCAAAACCAUAGUUUUGUAAAAUCAAUGCCAGAUAAUUCAGUUCUACAUGUUGGAACUAUUCAGGUCCUAGGUAAAGGUAGAGGAGGUAACGCGUGGGUCAAUCCAAGAGGUGUGUCAGCUUCUACCGCUGUAGUUUCUGUACCCACACAAUCUCCAACGACAGGAAAACCAGUGCCAUUUGUAUUUGUACAAUAUAUCGCGAUGUUGGCAUAUUGUGAGGCCAUAUUUUCGUAUGGUGAUGGAUAUGAGGAUCUCCCCAUAAGGAUAAAAUGGCCGAAUGAUCUUUACGCCCUAGAUCCAAAAUACUACCAUAAUAACAAGAUGACAUUGUUAGGAGGUGGGCUCAAUUCGCAUGCGGUUCCACUUCAAGAAAGAGAGCCAGCUUUUUGUAAAAUAUCGGGACUUUUGGUCAAUACCUUCUUUGACAUUGAUAAAUAUAUUCUUCUUUUGGGAUGUGGUUUAAACGUUGACAAUAAUGGGCCUACAACAUCUCUAAAUGGAUGGGUACGUCUACUGAACCAGGAGCGUGAGAAUGCACAUCUGCAACCCUUACCUCCGAUCGAAAUCGAAGUUCUUCAAGCUCUCUGUAUGAACAGACUACAAUCACUUCUGAAGAAGUUCAUAGACUGUGGGGCUGAGGCAGUACUACCUGAAUAUUACAAAUUUUGGUUGCACUCAAACCAAGUUGUAAAGUUAAGUGAGCAUGGAAAUGUAUUGGCCAAAAUAACAGGUAUUACAGAGGAUUAUGGUCUCCUCAUAGCUAAGGAACUUGUCAUGGGAGGUGAUUCAGAAUUCACUGGGACAAUAUAUCAUCUACAGCCUGACGGUAACACGUUUGAUAUAUUUAAAGGACUCAUCGCAAGAAAAGUGUAG
This is a messenger RNA of Kazachstania africana CBS 2517, 2061 nucleotides long. It is a transcript of the gene BPL1, whose product is annotated as biotin--[acetyl-CoA-carboxylase] ligase BPL1. The coding region runs from base 1 to 2061 and encodes 686 amino acids. Gene Ontology annotation, cellular component: cytoplasm. Gene Ontology annotation, biological process: protein modification process. Lineage: Eukaryota; Fungi; Ascomycota; Saccharomycetes; Saccharomycetales; Saccharomycetaceae. The transcript has a single exon. Gene Ontology annotation, molecular function: biotin--[biotin carboxyl-carrier protein] ligase activity. The record is from RefSeq and is a predicted model, not a curated record.